UGUUGUUGCCCUUUCUACCCAUGAUGCAUCCCUCUCUGCUCCCCCUCUACCCAUGAUGCACUGAGGCAGCCAUGUCUCAGCCGGGGAAAGUGCUGCACCUGUACGUGGAGGUGAGGGCCAAUGCCGCAAAGCAGGAUGGGAAGGAGGAGGACUCCAUCACCACCACGGAGUCCGUUGUCACGGCCGAGGAGGUCGCCAAGGAGAUGCUCGGUCACCUGGCCAACGCUGCAUCCUCUGUUGUUGCUGCCGGUAACAAAAAAACCUCGACGUCGCCGUCACCGUCCCCAUCCUCCUCCUCCUGCUCGACCUCCUCGUCCUCUUACUCCACAGUCAAGCCUCGGCACCCGCCCCCCAACAACCCCAAAAUGGUGUCUGGGUACCAGCUGCAUCAGCGUUCGGGUGGUGACACCCCCUGUAACACCCCCACGCGCAUCCCGCACCCACCUCUCAGGCACACGGGGAUUGAGGGGGAAUUUGUGUCCGCAGGCAACAGGACCCCUCAGCAUUUCCAUGUACCCUCACCCUCACCCAGCCCUUCCCCUGGGGGUGGGGGUGUUGCUGCCAGGCAACAGCAGCAGCAUCCCUCCUCCUCGUUGCUAGGGUGUGAGGAUGAGGAGGAGCGCCGGGUACCACCACCACCACCUGGGAGGCAGAAGUCAGUGGUGACCUUCAGCUACGUGGAGAAGUCCAGCGUUCAGAAAAUCAAGAAGGGUGGCGUCGUAAAGGCGAGUGUAGGGGAUGAGUUUGGACUAAGGGUUUCUGAGGCUGACCAUGACGAACGCUCUACCCCACUAUACCUCCGCAAGCGGCCUAUGGAAGCCGGCCGAGACGGGUUCGGCCGCGGGGUUGGACUACUAGGACUAGAUCAGGAUGAUCUCUCCACCCCUCUCCACCUCCGUAAGCGCCUCAGCGACCCCGUCUGGUUUGGCAGCCCAGAUUCCUCCUGCAGCAACAGCCCCAAGCUGCGAAGCACCAGCAGCCCCUUCUACACACCCGCUCAUCUGAUUGGUGGUCGCCAGGCAACGUUCGACUCCCCCUCUCACAUGAUUGGUGGUCGCCAGGCAACGUUCGACUCCCCCUCUCACAUGAUUGGUGGUCGCCAGGCAACGUUCGACUCCCCCUCUCACAUCAUUGGUGGUCGCCAGGCAACGUUCGACUCCCCUUCUCGCUUGAUUGGUGGUCACCAGGCAACAGGCGCCUCCCCCGCACACCCAAUUGGUGGUUACCAGGCAACAGGCACAUCCUCCUCAGCAACAAACGUGCACACUCCCACCCGGCGCUCGACGCUGGACUCUGCCGUGGGCCGAGCUGCCACCCAGAGAGCCCUGGAGGACUUUGGUUCCCCGCUCCUACGGUGCCGCUUUGCCCACGAACAGGAGCGAGGGCUUCUGGGUGCCCAGGGGCGCCCAGCUUACGGGUACGGACACGGGCACCGCUAUGGCCAUGGGUAUGGAUUUGGAUCGCCCCAGCACGGGCACGCUCGGUGCCAGUCUUGGGCCGGGUCGCCGGUACCAGCCCAAAGUAGCCACCCUGGCUCAGCUCCAAGUCGUGGUGGUGGUGGUGUUCCUUCGGCGACUAGUGUCAAGGAGGAUGAUGCCACAGGUGGUGGUAAUAGAGUGCUGGACCAACUUGCCUCUCAGGGUGGACAGGUUCCUUUGGACCCGGUUCAGGUGGGUCAGAACCCAGGUCAGCAGCAUGCGGGUCCGGGUCCGAAUCCGACCCCGACCCGCGGAGCCCAUGGCAUCAGACCCAGUUCAUACACCAGCUCCAACCCUCCCCGUCCUGACACGAAGACCAACCAUGAGUACAGUAGACGACCACAUUCGGCAAGUGGAACCGGCUUCGGCCCCGCGACCCAGACAGCCACUACUACUACCACCACACCCUCCAGCAGCAGAGGCAUUGACGACCUCACCCAAUGUGGUGGUCACCGGUUCGGUGUGCCAACCUCAAACACUGGUGGCUACAGCAGUCCGGUUACCCGGAAAUCAGCGACGCCAAACCCCCCAAGUAGAGGCACUGAGAGCCCAGCUCAAUGUGGUCGCAGGUCGUCGUCUGGUAGCAGCCGUCCGAGCCCGGUUCUGUCCCCGUCCCCGGCCCACAGCCCCCAGGUGGCCCGGAAGCUGGCCGAGGAGGCCACCAAGGUGUCCGAGAUCUUCAACGAGGUCCGGAGCUCCGCGACGCCCCCACCACACAGACCAGCUGCAGCACACCACCCCCUCAACACGCUAAGUGGGCCGACUGAAUUUUGGGGUCCGGAAGAUCUGUGCGUGACAUCGGCUCACGUCAACAAGUACAACGUUGACGGUUGUUUGACCGAUGCGUUGGUGUUGCCCGGGCAACGACGCAACCCACCAAUGGCGAUGAACAUCCCUCUCACAGGCGGCGGAGUUGAGAUGGGGGUAGUAGAGCCAAAUUUGAUUGGUCGACAGCAUCAUCAUCAUCACCAGCCGAACAUCAAAACCCCGCCUUUCAUUCUCUCCUCAGCACAACAGGAGGGGCCUCAGCAACCCCCUCCACCAGCCAAUCACGUCAGCGGACAAGGGGGAAACAUGACUCAACGGGCCAAUGACAAGAGAGAACAGCGAAGGCGCGCACCUUCACUAGCCAAUCCCAUAAGAGGCCAGCGAGGGCACGCCUCCUCACCACAGUCCAAUGAGGUGCGAGGGCAGGCGGGGCUCACCUCAUCACCAGCCAAUGAUGUUACAGGGAAACAGGAAGGAGGACUAGCCCCACCCAACAACACGCUUUCCCCACCACAGCAAUAUCCAAUCUCACCAGCAGGGAGAGCUCCGGUGUCUCCCGCCAUCCCGUCCCGCCUCCUGCGCCCCGUACUGCCCAACGACGAGGGCUGGUCGCCGGUCAGGGACCCCGGGAGAAGACGCCUCAGUGACCUCCAGCUGCCCCAUAGCCCCACGUUGCACCACCGGCAGCCCCCGCAGUACAAGGGGGGCAGAGACUCCUGGUUCCCCUGCCCAGAACAGUGCACUGUCCUGGGCCACGAGAGUAGUGAUGGUGGGGGUCAAGACAAAGCAGUGGAGGUCGCGCGGCGGCUGUUUUUGAGUCAGGGAGUGCAGGAGACGCCCGUCAGCUGGACCUCACGAGAGGAAGAUUGGGGUAGUAUGACAUCCAGGAGGAAGAGAGCAGGAAGAGAGAGACAUGGAGAGGAGGAGGAAGAGAGGAGGAGGAGGAGGAGAAGUAGUCGAGACGAGGUUGAACCCCAUCAUCCCAUCUUGACCCAAACUCAAACAGACUCACAGACUCAGAAUCAGGACACGGUACCGUUGAGCCCAAAGCAGGUUCGGCGGCAGAAGCAGGCAGAACAGAGGAGGAGGGAAGCCUUGCUAUUGGGACCAGUGGCUCUGGACCUGCAUAGAGGUCAUGAAGAGGAUGAUGACGAAGAUGAUGAUGACGAUGAUGGAGGUCGAGGAGGAGGUGGUGGCCCGUUGCUAAGGGUGGACGGUGACAUGGUGGUGGAGAGUGGCAGCGGAGGGCCCCCGGGGGGCUCUGGGUCGUCACGGAGCUCCAGUGGGGUCACGGGGAGCAUCGGGGACAGGGACUGCGUGUCACCCGGGUCCAGUCACUCCAGCCAGCAGAGCAGCACGGAGACCGGACACGGCACCUCAGGAAUACAGUCGGACAGCAGUUCGGUGCUGGCCGGUCCGUCGUUGCACUGCCAGAAGAUGGCCCGGGCCAAGUGGGAGUUCCUGUUCGGAGGCCCAGUGGAGGACAGAGGGGGCAAGAUUCCAGGCACAGCACCCCCUAGUGGCACCUCCAGCGAGUCCCCCACCCUGACCCCUCCCCCCACCUUCCUGGAACUGGUCACCAUGACGGCAGCCAAUCACGAGGUGCAGCAGGUGGAGCUGGAGCUGGUCACCACGCCGCCUGAUGCUGUCGCCCCGACAACCGGCUGCUACUCCUCCUACUUCGCGCCCUCCCCGAAGACGUGCGUCAUCCGUCGGACACUGAGGUACUCGGAGACGGACCUGGACGCCGUUCCGCUACGGUGCUACCGUGAGACGGACAUCGACGAGGUGCUACGCGCCGCCGCGGCUAACGAGAUGGAUGACGCGGACUCUGCCUUUGGGAGCAAUCGGAGCGUCUUUGGAGCUGGAAGCAGCCCGUUGGGGAUGAUGACGAUGUUUGGGGAGGGGCAGGGGGGCGACGGGGAGGAAGACGAAGAUGAGGAUGAUGAUGAGAGUGAUGAGGAGGAUGAAGAUGAGGAUGAGCAGGAGGUGGCCAGCUGGGUUAGCGUGAGGAUGCUGGGAGAUGCCAGGAGACAGCUGGCCAAUCAGAAACAAGAGGAGAUGUUCAGCGUGGUGCUUAGGAGACCUCUAGAGAGCUUCUUUGAGUACCCACCGGUGAUGAAGUCGCCCCUCCUCAUCAGCUCCCACCCCCACCGCCGUUGCUCGGGCAACGACAUGGACACCUUCAGCCGCCAUUUUGAGGCCAUCAUGGAGUCCGGCCGCGCCAAGGGCACCUCCUACAGCAGCAUCGACAGCCUGGACCUCUGGACCUCCAGCACACAGACCGUCUUCACCUUCGACCUCCCGACCUUGACCCCCAAGAUCCAAGGUCAGUUUGUGAAAUAUACAGUGAUGCAUGUGUGUUGCUUAGUAUGCUGUCAGCCUGGACGUCUGGACCUCCAGCACACAGACCGUCUUCACCUUCGACCUUCCGACCUUGACCCCCAAGAUCCAAGGUCAGGUGUACCAGAGCGCCCGGCAGAUCGUCCAGCUCAGCUUCGCUCCGUUGGCCCACUGCGAGCUGCCCAGUCGAUCGGAUUCGGCGUUGACGGUGACGGGGGGCAGCUCGGACGCCACGCGGGCUCCGUCCAGCGAGAGGCUGAGCAGUGGCUCAGACGAUACGCUGAGAAGCGGCAUCGCCAAGGGCCCGUCCAAAUACAUCGAGAAUCAAAGGCAGAAAUGCCACAGCAGGAAGUAUAUAAAAGAAAGAUGGAAGAAAUGCGGAGAGAGCUUGCUUUGACGAGGGGAGACAUCAAGAUCAUGAGAACGGAGGCUGAGCACAAAAUGGAUGCUCAAUGGCAGCUCAUGGAGCAAGCGAUGGGACUGUGGAAGGAGCUGGAGGGAAGGAGAGCAGAGGCCCAACAAAAAGAGGUACAGCUCAAACAGACCCUGACAAAAGACAAGAAGAAGUCCCUAUUGGAUAAAGCCCGGGCCCUGAGAAAGCAGCAAGAGGAAGAAAGGGAAGUGCAAGAGAAGAAAAUGAUAAAUCUGGAGGAAAGGCUGGUCACUAUGGAGCAGGAGAAGAGUGAGGCACCCGUAACCAACAUCCUUGGUGAAGCCCAGCUCCAAAGGAGAAAGGCUUUAAUAAAGAAAGCCAGGGCCCUGAGGGAAAAGCAGGAGCGAGAGAGAGAAGCGCAACAGCACAAGAUUACCAACCUGGAGGCAAGGCUCGCAGCUCUGGAGCUACAAAAGAUUGAUGAGAACAGCCAGAUGACGGGAGAGAAAGCUCAGGAUAAGAUCUCGAAAGUCCUCCUUGAAACCGAAUUGAUUGGAAAGAGCAAAGGAAGCCGCAAAGGACCCGUUGUAGCAAAGGCAGACCACGUGGUCAUCGAUAUAGAGGGAGGCGUUGGCGCAAAGGCAGACCACGUGGUGAUUGAUAUAGAGGGAGCCAGUGACGGCCAGGCUGAAAACUCUCAGAGGCAAAAGCUAACAUCUACGCUGAGGUGGAUCUCCAAGAUGCGAUGCAGCAGAGUCACCACCACGGGUGCCACUCCUGCAGCAUCCUACCUCGCCCAUGUUUGCAGAACCAACGGGACAUGUGAGGAGGCAGCAACAGCUGGCGUUGAGAAGGUGGUCAGAGAGCUCACUAUCCUCAUUCAUGGUGCGGCUCAGAGACUCCAUCUUCAGAGGCAGAAGGAGGAGGUCUCACUCAGGACUAUUCAUAAGAAACAGAGGCCUGUGUCAGAGAGAUCAGUCUCCUCCACGGUUUCCCCUGCUCAUCAGCCCCGGAAGCAGUUCCGUAUGGAGCAGUCGCCAGAGUUCACAUCGCCAGAGCUUCGCCUCUCCAGCCACUCCUACCCAGUGGGAGGCACCAGGAGACCUACCCUCAAGUCAGAAGUUGUGCAGUGCAUCAGCACCACCAGUGGCAGGAAGGAGCCACAGCGCACACCUGUCAGAGCCCGUCAUGGGGAGGCCACCAUCAGGAGUCCGUCCCCGAGUGUCCUCCCCAGGUCAUCAGUUCCACACAGCCGUGUGAAGGAGCAACAGCAGCAGCUACACCAGCAUCAUCAGGCACACCCCCUGGCUCGUCUUCACAUGACACACCUGUUGAGCCAGCUCAGGACAGGAGGGGAGGAAAAGAGCAAGAGAGAAAUGAGAGAAAAAGAGAGGAUGAAACAGAGGAUGGAGGUGGAGAGAGGCAAGCAGCAGCAGAAGGCGGUCGUGGCGAGGGCCGAGACGAAACGGGAAAGGCUGAUGGCGCUGGAGAAAGAGAGGGAGAAGCUGAGACGGAGGGCCGAGGAGAGGGUGAGGGAGAUGGAGAGCCAGAGGGCGAGGGAGAUGGAGAGCGAGAGGGCGAGGGAGGAACGAGCGAGAGAGACCGAGAGAGCAAAGGAGAGGCUGAGAGGCAUGGUGGAGAGGGAGAGAGAGAGGGAGCGGAUGAGAGAGGUGGUCGAGAUGAGGAGAGAGCGGGAGAGAGUUUACAUAGAGAGGGAACGGCUGAGGCAGAGGGUGAGGGGGGAGAGAGACCAGCAGAGGUUCAUGCCCACAGGUCAAGGUCAACGACAAGGUCAAUACCAAGGUCAUGAAGGUCAAAGGUCACUGGUACCCCAGAGGAGGGGUCACCCCACAGAUAGGGCGGCUUCUAUGAGGAGGGAGGGGCGUCAGGGGCCACCAGGGACUGUCAGGGUUGCUCGGGCACGCACAGUGACCUGUUGGCACGGCGACCACAAGGCUCCGAGUGACAGGUACAGGUACAGCCCCGCCCCUCAGCCGAACCGCAGCAGGGAUAAGGCCGCCCAUCAUCACGCCAAUGGCACCAAUCAGGAGCAGGGCAGCAGCGACACGCUGACCAAUGGGAAUCGAGCAGACCUGGAGGCCGCCAGGCGAUUGGCCAAGAGGCUGUUCAAGCGAGACGGCUUCAGGAAGUCGGAUGUGGCGCGCCACCUGAGCAAAAACAAUGACUUCAGCCGGAUGGUAGCAGAGGAGUAUGUGCGCCACUUCAACUUCGCUGGCCUGACCCUGGACCAAGCUCUUCGGAUGUUCCUGCAGGAGUUUGCCCUGAUGGGUGAGACGCAGGAGAGGGAGCGAGUUCUGGCCCACUUCUCACGCAGAUACCUGCACUGCAACCCCAGACUCAACCAGACCGAAGACAGUGUCCAUACGUUGACCUGUGCCCUGAUGCUACUCAACUCAGACCUGCACGGCAAUAACAUGGGGAAGAGGAUGUCCUGUACGCAGUUCAUCAGCAACCUGGAGGGGCUCAACGAGGGGCGAGACUACCCCAAGGACAUGCUCAAGCGUCUCUACAGUGCCAUCAAGUCUGAGAAGCUCCAGUGGACCAUAGAUGAGGAGGAGCUGAGGAAGUCGUUCUCGGAGCUGGGGGAGUGCCGUGGGGACGCGUCGUCGCGUGGGGACGGGCCGUCCUCCGGGGCGCUCCUCUACAAGCACAGCUUCCUGAUACGCAAGGUCCACGCAGACUGCGACGGCAAGAGGACGCCCCGGGGCAAGAGAGGGUGGAAGACGUUCUACGCGGUUCUAAAGGGCCUCAUCCUCUACCUGCAGAAGGGUGAGUACCGUCCGGAUAAGCAUCUGUCGGACGACGACCUGAAGAACGCGGUGUCCAUCCACCACGCCCUGGCCAUCGAGGCCACUGACUACAGCAAGAGGCCCAACGUCUUCUACCUGCGCACCGCAGACUGGCGGGUCUACCUGUUCCAGGCACCCAAUGCUGAGCAGAUGCAGUCGUGGAUCACCCGCAUCAACACUGUGGCAGCCAUGUUCUCUGCUCCGCCCCUCCCUGCCGCCAUUGGCUCCCAGAAGAAGUUCAGCCGACCCCUUCUGCCACACUCCGCCUCUAAGCUCACACAGGAGGAGCAGGUCCACGAACAUGAGUCUCAGCUACGGGGCAUCUCCACACAGCUUGUCGAGCUGCGCUCCUAUCCUCCCGACCGAAAGGUCAAAGGUCGCGAGCUGGACGAGUACAGGCAGCGGGAGGAGUACCUCGAGUUUGAGAAAACGCGCUACGGCACCUACAUGAUGCUACUGCGUGCUAAGCUCCGCAUCGCCAGUGCGGCCGGCAGCAGCGGUGGAGGUGGCGAUGGCAUAAUCGCCAGUGGCGACGAAGACCUCUCUCUGUUAGAGGCCCAUCUCCUGGAGGAAGGGGGGCUGCACCUUGCCAUCUCCAGUCCCACCCUGGAGGACCUCAGCAUGGCCAGCAGCAUCCGCGACCCCCCCAGCAAGGCCAGCGCCGUCACCACCACCACCAUGACCGUCCUGGAGCCCGCCGCUGAGAUGGCGGGGGCUACCGGCGGCUCCAGCAACACUACCACCGCUACCACUACUGCAGCCACGGUCAACACAGCGGGCGCCACUAACAACACCACCACGGCGUCUAACGCUGGAGCGGGCAUGGCUAACGCCACGGCAACGAGCAGCGGUACCUCUGUUGCCACGGGCAACAACAACAGCAGCGGCGGCAACCACCACCACCACAACAAGCGUGGGGGCGCUAGCGGGGGCACUACUAGCGGGGGAGCUAACGAGGGCGGCCAGAGACACAGCUACCGGCAGGCUGUCAAGAAGUGAGCCGGUCGCCGAGGGGCGGGGCGAGGGGCGGGGCUGUACCCAGGGAACCAGGAAGUGGCUGUGUCUUUGUUCGUACGGUACACACAUAUGGCUCCUCCCCCUUUCCUCUGCUGGCUAAUUAUUUAUUCACGAGGUUGAAGUGAGUUGGUCGACCAGAGGGCGGGGCAGGGGGAGGGGGAAUUAAUGGGGGGCGUGGCUACACC
Messenger RNA from Engraulis encrasicolus (European anchovy), 8974 nucleotides. RefSeq lists its product as uncharacterized. Lineage: Eukaryota; Metazoa; Chordata; Actinopteri; Clupeiformes; Engraulidae. Gene Ontology annotation, biological process: regulation of ARF protein signal transduction. The record is from RefSeq and is a predicted model, not a curated record. The transcript is spliced from 24 exons. Gene Ontology annotation, molecular function: guanyl-nucleotide exchange factor activity. Bases 72 to 8771 code for a protein of 2899 amino acids.